Messenger RNA from Rhopalosiphum padi (bird cherry-oat aphid), 1969 nucleotides. Its product is annotated as tRNA (adenine(37)-N6)-methyltransferase. Bases 314 to 1390 code for a protein of 358 amino acids. The record is from RefSeq and is a predicted model, not a curated record. NCBI's taxonomy places the organism in Eukaryota, Metazoa, Arthropoda, Insecta, Hemiptera, Aphididae. The transcript is spliced from 6 exons.
AUCUUUCGUACGUCAUAGGUCAUAACGAUUAUUGAUUAAUAGUAAGCAAGACAUUUAAAACAAGUAUAUCGAGUAUACACGUUACAUGUUCUGACUUACCUAUGUUAUAACAAAUAAAUAAUUUUCCUUUAUUACUGAAGUAUUGACUUAUAGACUAUUAUAGUCUACUUGGUCUAGUUAUCUAGUGUCCAGUCGGCAGUCACCAGUCACUGAGUAAUGUUUGUGCUCGAUAGUGCUAACUGCUGAAAAUAUCAAAAUCCAUUUUGAUGAACUGAUUAAUUGUGAAAAGUUAAUUAAAUAUUAGUUACAUAGGAUGGCAUCUGCUUACAGUUCUGAAACAGUUGACGAUAUCACAGAUAUCACUGAAAGUUUGAAACAGUUAUCUGUUGCAAGAGCCCAAAUUAAUUCGUUGAGAAAACAGAAUGAGUCUUUAAAAAAACAGCUGAAUGAAAAGGAUUUAACUGCUUCAAACGAACCAAGCACAUCCAGUAGCUCUGGAAAAAUAGAACUAUCCAUUAUUGGAACGAUAAAAACAAAAUUUAAAGAACGUAGAGGUGUUCCUCGACAACCCGGUCUCUGUCCACUAGCCCAAGCUUGUCUGACAAUAUCAAACUCUAUAUUCACUAAUCCUAACCAUGCUCUUGAAGGUCUCUCGGAUUUCUCUCAUAUGUGGGUUUUGUUUCAUUUUCAUAAAAAUGAAACCACUCAUGUCCAUGCAAAAGUAUCACCACCUAGAUUGAAUGGACUGCGAACCGGUGUACUUGGCACUAGAUCUCCACACCGACCCUCACCAAUUGGUUUGUCUCUAGUGCAAAUUGAUAAAGUUGAAGGAAAUUCUGUGUAUUUUUCUGGUGUGGACAUGAUAGAUGGUACUCCAGUGCUUGAUAUCAAACCAUAUAUUCCUCAUUAUGAUGCACCAGCUUCCUUAAGAUCUGACCAACACGUUUCAUUAUUUGAUAAUGGGUCACAUCAAAUACUAUUGGAUCCAUUGACAACUGACCGAGAAGCACCUGAUGGAGAAGAAACUGAUACAUAUGAUAUGCCUCUUUCUCCACUUCAUACAAGGGUGCGAGUACCUCUGUGGAUUACUGAACCACUGAUGCAACAACUAACAGUGGAGUUCUCGCCGAGAGCAAGAGAAUUUUUAGACACAUUGGAUACUAAUGAUAUUGAAGCAACUAUAGUAAGCAUAUUGAAAGAAGACCCUCGAUCAGUAUAUGUCCGUGAACGUUAUAGUAAUCAAUUUUAUACAUUCUUAAUCGGAGGCUAUCAUGUGAGUUGCAAAUUUGAUGAUAAUAAACACACAAUAAGUGUCUACAGAAUAUCAUAUGUUGAUAAUAUGGAGAAUGUACCUGAUCAAGAAGGUGCCCAAUGUUUGUCUAUAGAUUAAUAUUAUUAGUAAUUUUAACUACAAUAUUUUUUUUACAACUGUGUUCCUUUUUUACAUCUCUCUUUGAAAUAUUUAUUGUUAAUGUGAUAUUAUGGUAUGAAAAUUUAUUGUUUUUUUUUUACAAUUCAAAUAAUCAACUUAAAUAGUUUGAUGAAAUCCUAUGACUGUUAUCAUUCUUAGUUUUAAUUUAUUUAGUAUGAUUGUUUUGUUUGUUUUUUUUUUUUAUAUUGAUCAUAAAUAAUGAAUAAAUAAUAAUAAUACAGUAGUAAUAAAGUUCAUAAUUUACUGUAAGUAUUAAAUUAGAAGAAAGUAAAUUUUUGUUCAUACGUCAGUAAUGUGUACAUAAAUAAUAUUGGUGUACCUUACUAUAAUAGAUCUUAAAACAUAAUAUGUGAAAUUAAAAAACCAAUUUAAAUAUUGAAUGAAUAUGAACAUUAGUAUUUGAUGACAACAAGUUAUUAUAAUUAUAAUUAUUCAGUAAUAUUAAAAUUUUUGUAUUUUAAUAGUAUUUUGUAGUUUGGUACAAUAUUAUAAUACUUUGAACAAGUUAUUUUAUUAUAUAUUUACAUUUAUUAUGAA